Messenger RNA from Ctenopharyngodon idella (grass carp), 7354 nucleotides. RefSeq names its product proteasome activator subunit 4b (gene psme4b). The transcript is spliced from 46 exons. NCBI's taxonomy places the organism in Eukaryota, Metazoa, Chordata, Actinopteri, Cypriniformes, Xenocyprididae. Gene Ontology annotation, biological process: proteasomal ubiquitin-independent protein catabolic process. The coding region runs from base 325 to 5964 and encodes 1879 amino acids. The record is from RefSeq and is a predicted model, not a curated record. Gene Ontology annotation, molecular function: proteasome binding; peptidase activator activity. Gene Ontology annotation, cellular component: nucleus; cytosol; spermatoproteasome complex.
CCGGUGUGUAUGUAUGUGAGGUUGAGCGUGUGUGUAUGUGAGUGUGUGUCUGUCCGUGUGACUCGUAAUAUGUGUCAAGAGAGUGAGGGGAGACUUCUGUAUGUAGGUGAUUGAAGCUAAUGUGUUUAACACCAGAGGUCAGAAAGACAGAGAUCUGUCGAAGUAACAAGUUUUGAUCAGAAUCCCGCUCCACAAUAACGGCACUUAUGCGAAAGUAUCGGAUUUUGUGAAUAAAACAAAGAUUUGUCACGGGAACUUCUGUCAAGAGGGGAAGGAAAUAAGCCGAACACGUCAGAAGAGGAUAUUUAUUUUGGGAAUCGUAAUAUGAAAAAGGAGCAGGCCGAGAUAUUAGGUUUUGUCCCUCAGAAAGAGAUCGUCUACAACAAACUUCUCCCGUACGCAGAUAAACUAGACCGCGAAUCCAAUGACAUUUUGGCCCAGAUUAAAGGGAACUUGGGUCGGGCUGUCCAGCUCCGUGAGUUAUGGCCAGGAGUUUUAUUUUGGACACGGAAACUCUCCACGUACCUUCGGCUGUACGGGAGGAAGUUCAGCAAGGAGGACCAUGUGCUCUUCAUCAAGCUUCUGUACGAGCUGGUCACCAUCCCCAAGCUGGAGAUCAGCAUGAUGCAGAGCUUUGCACGACUCCUUGUCAACUUGCUGAAAAAGAAAGAACUGCUGUCCCGGGAUGAUUUGGAGUUGCCUUGGAGGCCUUUGUACGAUCUCUAUGAGAGUAUCCUGUACUCCAAAACAGAGCAUCUUGGUCUAAACUGGUUCCCAAAUUAUCGAGCAGAAGCCUCAACUAAACAAAAAAUGCUUAAUAUUGUGCGGAAGCGCUCAGUUGAGAAUGUGUUGAAGACACUAGUCAAGAGCUGCAGACUUUAUUUCCCUGAGUCUGCUACACAGGAGAUGCUUGAUGAGUGGCGACCGUUAUUGUGUCCGUUUGAUGUCACUAUGCAGAAGGCCAUCGGCUACUUUGAGCUCUUCUUGCCCACCAUCAUGCCCCCAGAACAGCAUCACAAAGGCUUCAAGUUAUGGUUUGAUGAACUGAUGGAUCUCUGGGUCUCAGUACAAAACCUGCCCGCUUGGGAGGGUAAUCUAGUGAAUCUUUUUGCACGUCUGGCUAAUGACAACAUUGGUUAUGUGAACUGGGAUCCUUACAUUCCCAAGAUCUUUACCAGGAUCCUGCGUAGCUUCAAUCUGCCUGUUGGCACCAGCCAAAUGGUCGUUCCCAGAUACUUGACCAACUCCUAUGAUAUUGGUCACGUGGUCCUCUGGAUUUCCUCCAUGCUGGUAAGUUUCAUGAGUCACACUCCUCCUAUAAAUAGGUUAAUUAUUAAAGAGUACAUUUGUUUGCAGAUCACUCUCUGUAAUAUUCUUUGUCAUCUUUUUCAGGGCGGCCCACAGAACCAGGCCCAGAAACAGCUUAAUGGGCUCUUCAGUAGUAUAGCAUCCUUCUACCACCCUUCAAACAACGGGCGCUGGCUGAUGAAGCUGAUGAAGCUUCUACAGCGUCUGCCUGCCAGUGUGGUUCGACGGCUACAUCGGGAGCGCUAUAAGAAACCCUGCUGGAUCACCCCUGUUCCCUCCAAUCACAGACUCACUGACCAGGAUGUGACAGACUUUGUGGAGAGCAUGAAACAGCCAGUACUGAUGGCCAUGUUCAGCAAGACGGGCAGCAUGGACGCAGCUCAGGCCCUACAGAACCUUGCCCUGAUGAGACCAGAGCUGGUUAUCCCACCUGUGCUGGAAAAGACGUAUCCUGCUAUGGAGACACUGACGGAGCCACACCAGCUUACUGCCACUCUCAGCUGCAUGAUUGGCAUGGCCCGCAGUCUUCUCAGUGGUGGCCGACAUUAUCCCGAAGGUCCCGCUCACGUCCUGCCCCUGCUUAUGAGAGCACUGCCUGGUGUUGACCCUAAUGAUUUCAGCAAAUGCAUGAUUACGUUCCAGUUCAUUGCUACUUUCACUACUCUAGUGCCUUUGGUGGACUGUUCAUCAGCCCUCCAUGAGAAGAAUGACUUGACAGAGAUGGAGAGAGAGUUGUGUUCGGCUUCUGCUGAGUUCGAAGACUUUGUUCUGCAGUUUAUGGACAGGUGUUUUGCAUUGAUUGACAGCAGCACUCUGGAGCAGACGCGCGAGGAGACGGAGACAGAGAAAAUGACUCAUUUGGAGAGUCUGGUGGAGCUGGGCCUUUCAUCCACUUUUAGCACCAUUCUGACACAGUGCUCUAUGGAGAUAUUCAAGGUGGCCCUUGAGAAAGUCUUCAAUUUUGCCACCACCAACAUCUUUGAGACUCGUGUUGCAGGCAGGAUGGUGGCAGACAUGUGCAGAGCAGCUGCUAAGUGUCACCCUGCUGAGUCUCUCAGGCUGUUUGUACCACACUGCUGUAGCGCUAUUACUCAUCUAACUGCCAAUGAAGAUGUUUUGAAUGAGGAAGAACUGGAUAAAGAACUGCUCUGGAGCCUUCAGCUGCUGUCUGAGGUGACUCGUGUGGAUGGAGAAAAGCUCCUCCCGUACCGCGCACAGCUGGUGCAGACUUUGCAGCUGACCCUGCGCUUGCGCUGUAAGCAGGGCUACACGCUGGCCUGCAACCUGCUGCACCAUAUCCUGCGUUCCACAGCCCUCACCUACCCCACAGACUACUGCAGUGUGCCUGGUGGCUUCAACAGGCCCCUGCAAGAGUACUUGCCCAUUAAGGACUGGGGUCGUCCGGGGGACCUUUGGCACCUGGAGAUCCGCUGGCACGUUCCCAGCGCAGAGGAGACGGCAUUUGUGUUCUAUGUUCUGGACCUGCUGCUGCAGCCCGAGCUUCAGCGCCUGCAGAGAUACGCACAGGGAGAGCAGGACAUGAGCAGAGAUGAUGUUCUUCAGAGUCUGUGUAUAGUCCAGCACUGUUUGCUGGGUGCUGGCAGCAUGCUGCCCCCUCUUGAUGGAACCACAGUCACUGGCCUUGUUCCCAGCAUGGUUAGUUUGGAGGAAACAAAGCUGUACAUUGGUGUUGACUAUGAUAAGUCCAGAGAGAACUACCGCGAGGCCAUCUGUAAAGUGAUGAGACAGCUGCUUCAUUACAUUCUGGAGCGCUCAGAGGAUGACACCAAAUCCCUUUUCGCCAUUAUCAAGAUCAUCAGUGACUUAAUGCACUUCAAAGGUUCCCACAAACACGAGUUUGACUCUCGUUGGAAGAGUUUCACCCUGGUAAAGAAGUCUAUGGAGAACAGGCUUCAUGGGAAGAAACAGCACAUCCGAGCUCUUCUGAUUGACAGAGUUCUUCUUCAGCAUGAGAUGAGAAAGUUGUUGGUCGAGGGGUGUGAAUACAAGACUGUUCAUCAGGACCUGUUGAGGGACCUUUUGCGUCUUUCCACCAGCACCUACAGCCAGGUCCGCAGCAAGGCCCAAAAUGUGUUGUUCACAGCUUUAGGAACCUAUAACUUCUGCUGCAGAGACAUUACUCCUCGUGUCUUGGAGCUACUGGAGCCUACACGAACUGAUGUCACCCAACAGCAGUUCAAGGGGGCACUGUACUGCUUGCUUGGGAACCAUUGUGGAGUGUGCCUUGCUAACUUACAUGAUUGGGACUGCAUCGGUCAGACAUGGCCUGCCAUAGUGCGCUCAGGCCUCAGCUCAGCUAUGUCACUAGAGAAGCCGUCCAUCGUCAGACUCUUUGAUGACCUCGCAGACAAAGUUCACCGGCAGUACGAAACCAUCGGCAUCGAUUUUACUGUACCUGAGAGUGCGGUUUUUCUAGGCCGGUGCAUCACCGAUUCAAGCCAACCCAUUCCACACAUGGGCACUCCCACAGAUCAGGAACUGAAGCAAGGGCUGGCACUUCAACAAGACAAAAACCAGGAUGCAGAGCAGAAGUAUGAAAAGCUUGUGAGAGAUCUGUUGGAAUGUCUGAAUGACAGGGAUUUGCCUUGGAAGUUUGAGCACAUUGCUAUUGGCUUCCUGUCUCUACUGCUAAGAGAUGACUAUCCUCUCCCAGCUCCUGCGGUGCUCUUCUUUGUACAGAGCCUCAACCAUGAUGCGCUUGUUGUUCGCAAGAUGGCGAUUGCUGCUGUGGCAGGCAUACUGAAACAGCUGAAGAGAACACGCAAGAAAAUACCUGUUAGUCCUUGCGAUAUAAGUGGAGUAACCGAGCCGGAGGGGCUGGUGGCAGGAGACAGGCUGGGAAACGACUGGCUUCAGUACCAUGGUGACAGCCUGCCGAAAACCCAGCAGGACUGGGACAAUUUCUGCUUUGUAGAAAAGACACACUGGGGCUACUACUGCUGGCCAAAGAAGUUGAUGGUAUAUGCCCCAGCAGCAGAGCAGCCCAAGGAUCUUGUAGCUGAGAACAUGAGUGAGAGGGAACGCAUUAUCUAUGACCAUUUCACAGACCCCAUGUUUAUCAACCAGCUCAUUGAGUUCCUGUCCCUUGAGGACCGAAAGGGCAAAGACAAGUUCAAUCCUCGUCGCUUCUGUCUCUUCAAGGGACUUUUCCGGAACUACAGUGAUGCCUUCCUGCCUGUUCUAAAGCCUCAUAUGGAGCGGCUGGCAGAUGACUCUCAUGAGAGCACCCAGCGCUGUGUGGCUGAGAUCAUUGCAGGCCUGGUUAGAGGCAGCAAGCACUGGAGCUUUGGGAAGGUGGAGGCAUUAUGGAAAUUCCUGAUUCCUUUGAUGCGAACAGCACUGUCCAAUAUUACUGUUGAGACCUACGCUGACUGGGGUACCUGUGUGGCAACUGCCUGCGAGAGCCGAGAUCCACGAAAGCUACACUGGCUUCUCGAGAUGCUGAUGGAGUGUCCUCUCAGUGGGGAAGGUGGAUCGUUUGUAGAUGCCUGCCACCUGUAUGUUCUGCAGGGUGGUCUGGCACAGCAGGAGUGGAGGGUCCCAGAGCUGCUACACAGAUUGCUGAGUUACCUGGAGCCCAAACUCACUCAGGUUUAUAAGAAUGUGAGAGAGCGCAUCGGCAGUGUGCUGACGUACAUUUUCAUGAUUGAUGUCACACUGCCAUACACUCACCCUACUAAGUCCCCACACAUUGCUGAGUUUACCGAAAGGAUCUUGUCUCAGCUGAAGCCCCUGAUUGAGGGGGACGAGGAGAUCCAGAACCACGUGGUGGAAGAGAACGGAGUGGGAGAGCAGGACGAGAGGACACAGGCCAUUAGACUCCUCAAAACGGUUCUAAAGUGGCUGAUGGCCAGUGCGGGGCGCUCCUUCUCUACUCCAGUACCUCAGCAACUACAGCUGCUGCCUCUGCUUUUUAAGAUUGCUCCCGUAGAAAACGAUGACAGCUAUGAUGAGCUGAAGAGAGAUGCAAAGACGUGUCUGUCCCUCAUGUCUCAGGGUCUCCUCUAUCCUGAGCAGAUCCCUCUGGUACUGACGGUGCUACAUGAGAUCGCUGGCAGCAGCUCUUGGCAUGCACGAUUCUCAGUGCUAACGUACCUCCAGAUAAUGGUGUUCUAUAAUCUGUUCACAAUACUGAGCACCGAGCAGGCUGUUCAAGACGUAAGAGCACUGGUCAUCAGGCUACUGGAGGAUGAGCAGCUGGAGGUGAGAGAGAUGGCUGCCACCACUCUCAGCGGCUUCCUGCAGUGUAACUUUCUGGCAAUGGAUGCCUCCAUGCAGACUCACUUUGAGGCUCUAUGCAAAACCAGAUUGCCCAAAAAGAGGAAAAGAGACUUGGGCUCUGUGAUGGACACCAUUCCUUCAGUUGAUCUGGUGCGGCGUCACGCCGGAGUGCUGGGACUCAGCGCUUGCAUCUUAUCCAGCCCAUAUGAUGUCCCGACCUGGAUGCCUCAGCUCCUCAUGGACCUCAGUGCACACCUCAACGACACGCAGCCUAUCGAGAUGACCGUGAAAAAGACUCUGUCUAAUUUCCGCCGUACUCAUCACGACAACUGGCUGGAGCACAAGCAGCAGUUCACGGACGACCAGCUCGUGGUGCUCACAGACCUUCUUGUGUCACCCUGCUACUAUGCAUAGACUGGUUGACAGUUUCUGCAGGUUUUAGUUUUUUUUUUUUUUUUUUUUUUUUUUUUUACUUUAUAUUCAAAUAAAAUAUCUUCUGCAUUCAUGAGGAUGUGACGGGAGGACACAGACGCUCAGGAUCUCAGCAUCUACAGCAGAACAGACGUAUAGGCAUGAAGGAGUCGUAUGGAGCGAAGCGAGCGAUUUUAAUGACUAAGAAAUAUACUCUGUACGUACUGUUUGUAUGUAUAUAUCUAGCCCAUAUUUUUGCAUUUCAACUAUACUUAAUAUUUAAGGUUUACCAGCGCAGGGAUGUACGGCCUGCAGUCUGUAAUAUUGUUGUACAGAUAGAAUUUUUUUUUUUUCCCUCUCUAAUCCUGUGUUGACAUUAACUGCGUGAUGAAGGACAGAAUGCCUACGGGUUGCCCCAUAAAUCCAACUCCAAAGCCCCCGUCAUGUUCUUUUGACUAGAGGUUCUCAGCGAUCUGAGCAUGUUAAGAUGGUUCAGUGAUUGAAUCCAUUGUUUAGAAUUGUCACUGCAUUUCACUGGAUUAUUUUUCAUCUUUUAGCAUUUUGUUGUCUUUAAACAUUUUACAGCUAGCAGCAUGUGAUUCUUGGUUGAGUGACAUAGAGAGAGCCUCUUUUCGACUUGCGGCAUGCGCCUCUUUGGAAAAAUGUUGGCUAUGGUUGCUCUACGCUAGACUGGCAUCAGUAAGUCGAUGAAGAAUAGAUUCGGGCUGAGCCCUAAUUUUUUUUUAUCAUCACAUGAGGACGCAAGUCUGAGUACUGUGACGCUAUUGUGGUAUGUGCGUCGGAAGGUUGCUGUGACUUUGUCCUGUAGCUCUCUGCUCACUUGCCAUCAUAACAGGGUUUUGUUUUUUUGUCCUAUGUGUUUGUGUAUUUGUGUAUGUAUGCAUUUAUGUAUUGUACAUAUGCAUUUAUCUAUGCAUAAACGACUGACGCGUCUUCUAGCGAGAACAGCCUGACCAGAUCUAGUGUGAGAAUUGUGCGUGUUGGAGAAAGGCAGCGUAUGCAUAUGCAUGUCGGUUUGAGUGUGCAUGUUUGUAGUUUGACUGAAUAAUGACUGGGUGGAUCAUGUUUUGAGCCAUUUUUAUUGGCAAGUGACCAGGAUUGUUUUUGUUGUUCUGUCACAAUUUACUCCAGCCUCAGCCUUUAGAUUAUUCUCUGAAUCACACACAGCGCCAGGAAGGGCUUCAGGUUCUACCAAGGUUAGUUCUGUUUUACAUUCGGGAGUGUACAUAACAGAAACAUUAUUUAGCUUAGUGCCAAAACUGCAGUGAUUUUUCUCUAUUUUUUUAGAUGUUUGCUUUGUUUUACUCUCAAGGCCAAUAAAUGUAUUAUUGUUUUUAACAAAUUAAAAAUACAAACAUUGUUUUCCCCACAA